AGUCCAGUACGAGGCUGUGACGUCAAUGGUGGAAGUGAUCCGGCGCUGGAACAUUUUGUAGUCCUCGCCGUUCUACUGUGGAAGGUCGGCCUGGACCCGAGCGGGGAACCGGCGGCUCGUCAAUCCAUUUCCACGACUUUGGCUGAGUCUCCCCGAAGCCGCGACCUUGUUGUUCGGAGUGAUCGAUUACUUUCGUCUUCCGCAACCAAGCCGAAGGUUCAGGGGCCCCUCCCCCCCCACUUCCCUAUAGGAUCCCAGGAUAUCCGUGAGCUCAGGGGCCCUUCGAGCUGUGGCCCCCCUGUUUAUUCUAGAUUGGUCUGGUAGAGUCUGAGGACCCUGAGCGGAGCACAUAGUACGGAGUGAUCCCCCCCUCCACCACUUGUGGUCACCAUGAUGAACCCGGGGCUGCCUUUCCUGAACCCUCCGACACUAAGCCAGCCCCCCGGACAACAACAGCCCUCCCCACAGCAGGUCCAGUUCAAAUCUAUAGUGCCCGUCAAGAAGAACGCCAUCACCGAUGACUACAAAGUGACCAACCAGGUCCUGGGGCUGGGCAUCAAUGGCAAGGUGCUGGAAAUCUUCAGCAAGAAGACUGGGGACAAGUUUGCCUUGAAGAUGCUGCAGGACUGUGCAAAAGCGCGUAGAGAGGUCGAGUUGCAUUGGAGAGCAUCGCAGUGCUCACACAUUGUAAAGAUAAUUGAUGUCUAUGAAAAUCUUUACCAGUCUCGAAAGUGCCUUCUUAUUAUUAUGGAGUGUCUUGAUGGUGGAGAGCUUUUCAGUCGUAUUCAAGACAGAGGAGACCAGGCAUUUACAGAACGUGAGGCUUCCGACAUCAUGAAAAGCAUUGGAGAGGCCAUACAAUAUUUACAUGCAAUCAAUAUUGCCCACAGAGAUGUGAAGCCAGAAAAUCUUUUAUACACAUCCAAAAGGCCAAAUACUGUGUUAAAACUCACAGAUUUCGGCUUUGCUAAAGAAACAACAUCGCAUAACUCUUUGGCAACACCAUGUUACACACCGUAUUAUGUGGCACCUGAAGUUUUAGGUCCUGAAAAAUAUGACAAGUCAUGCGAUAUGUGGUCUCUUGGUGUCAUCAUGUAUAUUUUACUCUGUGGAUAUCCACCAUUUUAUUCCAACCAUGGACUAGCUAUAUCUCCAGGAAUGAAGAAGAGAAUCCGCAUGGGACAGUAUGAGUUUCCUAACCCAGAGUGGUCUGAAGUGUCUGAUGAAGUGAAACAGCUGAUUAGAAACCUUUUAAAGACUGAUCCAACGCAAAGAAUGACUAUCACAGAAUUCAUGAACCACCCAUGGAUAAUGCAGUCAAUGCAAGUGCCACCAACUCCACUACACACCAGCCGGGUUUUAAAAGAAGAGAAGGAUUUGUGGGAAGAUGUUAAGGAAGAAAUGACCAGUGCUCUGGCUACAAUGAGGGUUGACUAUGAACAAAUUAAAAUAAAGAAAAUAGAAGAUGCCUCCAAUCCUUUGCUCCAGAAGAGGCGGAAGAAGAUCACACCUCAUGUUGCCACCCACUGAGCUUAUGCCUGUUCUCACUUUGCCCUAGAACUGUUAAAAUCUCACCAGCCGCUGUUAGCUGUAACUGUGGUAUCUAAGUGCCACUGUAUUAUUUAGGGGGAAUGGCUGUGCAUCUUGGGACUCUCAUUAUGUACACCACAGUCUGGAAGUUUUUUUAAAUUUUUAGUUUUUGUUUUCUGUUUUUAGAGACUAUCCACGGUGUGUGUGUCUGUAUUUGUGUGUAAAUGAUUUACUUUUUUAGGCAAAAUGUUAAUCAUCAAUUCCACCCAAUACAGAUAUUUCAAUUGCAUGGUUGAUGGCUAACAGAAUUACACAGUGGCUGUCUGUUUCCCAAGGACUCCAGUACAAACCUGGCACCAGACAAUGACUAGAGGGACUGCUAAGAACUGUAACUUUAAUGGGUAGGCACCCUUACUGUGGAAGAAAUGGGAAAUACUAAAAGGAUAUGUGUGGGAGGGACAUUAUCGAUUUCUGGAAAGCGUUACCACCCCAUCGCUUUGGCUCUACACCAGUGGCUAAAUAUCUCCAUCAAAAUUCCCAGUUCCACAGCCAGCCUGUGAUUCAGUCCUUUGGUGCUAACCUCCUAAUGUUUGUCAAAAGUGUAUCGAAUGGCCGUUGUACUAUGAUUGUAGCUCUGCAGAGGAUUACACCCAGAUUUGUGUCCUGUUUCAAAAGUUUAGUACUCUUGCAAACCCCCUAUUGCGAGAUUGGUUUGAAUCGGGAUUCGGCAGUUGCUCUGUGGAUUCAUGUUUUGGUUGUGAACUCCUUUCACAAAUAGGCCUGCAGGAUGCAAUUUCUACUAAGGCUUGCUUAACGUGUUUGCCCAGGAUUAGAACCCCUGUACAAUUUUUACUGCUAUCAAGGUCUACAUUAGAGAAAUUUGCCCUUCCUGUUUUGCUGAUAUUUUACCAUACAGGAACGGAGAGGAACUCUCCAACAGCAACAAACACCGUAAUAAAUUAUUUACUUUAGUAAAGUAGGGAAGGCUAAGAACCGCUGCCCAUGUCCCUGUUGCAUACUUUCUUUCACUUCCUGUCUGGUAAAAUGUUUUUCAGCAGGACAGUCUAUACAGAACCAGAAAAAAACUGCGGGACAUACACUUUACCUGUUUAAAAUAGAAUUCCAGCCCAACUAGUGUUUUUAUUUUUUAAAUAUAAUUUUUUUUUUUUUAUUAUUGCUAUCUGACCCGUUUGGGGAGAUUCUUUCAUACUGUUCCAGCGACUACACAGGAAGUGAGAGCAGGAAAAACAUACCAGAAACCCAAUUGCUUUGUCAGUAUUCUGUUUGCUUCCUGUCCUAGUGACCCACCUUGAAGUCAGCCAAAGUUUUCCCAGCAGGGACACAGCAAUAAAACCCCAAAAAUGUUUUUGAAAUUCUUUUCUCACUUUCCUACUCGACUAUACGGUUUCUGGAAGUUCUCUUUUAAAAUGUAUUCGCUGCUACUGUUAAUAGUGAGCUAUGCUAUCUGCUGUGAAUGCACAUAAAGCAGGAAACCCCUGCCUUUUGCAUUGAUACCAGUUCUCACUUUUAACAUUUUGCAUGUGUUCGUUCAACUAUUUGUUACAUGACACAAAAAGUGCCAUUUGUGCCUUGCUCUCUUUCCUUCUUUUUGCAGGACUGUUCUUUUGCAUAUCAUAUGGGUUCAAAUAGCUGUCUUAUUUUUCAUUAUUAUAGCUUGUAUUAAUAUAUCUGACAGUUUGCUAUGUUUUGUUAAAAUGGCAUUAUAUUGUCUCUCUGUAGUCCCUUUUUUUUUUUUUUUUUUUUUUUAUGUUGUGUGUUUUUUUCCCAUUUUGUUUGUCAACUACAUUUAAAGUAUAAUUCAAGCUAAACUUUUAUUUUUUUUAAUUCAUUUUUGAUUAGGUUGGCGUGGUUUAGAACCUCUGUCAACUUUUUAUAGUACAAUCCCCAACCCACAUUUUAUUUAUUUUGGAUAUGAUGAGGAAGAUUAGAACUGUUGAGUUUUUGUUUUGUUUGCUGUCUUUGCCCAUAUUGGGGAGGAUUUCUCUCCAUUACCAUCUGUGAUGGUGGUCACCAAAACACAAAGUGAGGGGAAAAUGUAAAAACCUCUGUGAGGGUUAGACAGUAAUAAUGGAUCCAGACAAAAAAAAAAAUCCAGUUCUAAU
Rana temporaria (common frog) is the source of this 3653-nucleotide messenger RNA. RefSeq names its product MAPK activated protein kinase 2 (gene MAPKAPK2). Gene Ontology annotation, molecular function: calcium-dependent protein serine/threonine kinase activity; calcium/calmodulin-dependent protein kinase activity; ATP binding. Gene Ontology annotation, biological process: response to cytokine; cellular response to vascular endothelial growth factor stimulus; protein autophosphorylation. Bases 391 to 1530 code for a protein of 379 amino acids. The transcript has 10 exons. NCBI's taxonomy places the organism in Eukaryota, Metazoa, Chordata, Amphibia, Anura, Ranidae. Gene Ontology annotation, cellular component: nucleus; cytoplasm. The record is from RefSeq and is a predicted model, not a curated record.